AUGGAUAACGGCGAAUUAGCGGGCGUGCAUGCCCCUCGCCAUGUUCCUUUGGAGUGCGCCUUUCCCGGAUCACCAUGGGCCCUUGCUAUCCAGGGAAAAUUCUAUCAGAAUGAGGGGCUGAGGAACAAAAAUGAGAAAAGGGAUAGCUUCAGGCCAAGCUUUUCUUCAAGCGCACUGAGAAAACGGGUCAUCUAUGUACGGUUAUACCGUGCUUCCAUUCCUCGGGAUUCUCAAGAUACUCGUGUAUCGCAAGCGAGUGGAGGGCAAGCUCCGGAUAGAAGUCCACAACAGAUGUGGUGUGCAAGGGAACGAUUAUCUGUUCACAAUAUGCUAGUGAUGCCAACGUAUCGCGAGUUUGAGCGCUUUUUGCAUCCAACAAUACAGCGAACAGGCCCGUUGAACAGCACAUCUGAUGCAUCCAUUCCGAGGUCAAUGCACCACAUGCAGGACACGCCCCCAAACUCUACAGUUUCCAUGGAAAGGAGAAUAAUAUUAGAUUUCACUGCACCAUCUCAGCCCGUUUAG
Messenger RNA from Histoplasma capsulatum G186AR, 525 nucleotides. RefSeq lists its product as uncharacterized. Bases 1 to 525 code for a protein of 174 amino acids. The transcript is spliced from 2 exons. The record is from RefSeq and is a predicted model, not a curated record. Lineage: Eukaryota; Fungi; Ascomycota; Eurotiomycetes; Onygenales; Ajellomycetaceae.